CCGGUUGACAGCCAAAAGCAAGAUGCGUUCCGUUACGCUUAAGGAUGUUGAACAAGACAAGGUCGUCAAGACCGUCGCUGCCCACUUGAAAAAGACGGGCAAGGUCAAGGUCCCAGAACACAUGGACCUUGUGAAGACCGCUCGCUUCAAGGAGCUGGCUCCCUACGACCCCGACUGGUUCUACGUACGCUGUGCCGCCAUCCUGCGUCACAUCUACAUCCGCUCCCCCGUCGGAGUCAAGACCGUCACCAAGAUCUUUGGUGGCCGCAAACGUAAUCCUUAA
Molecule: messenger RNA, 283 nt
Organism: Cydia splendana
Lineage: Eukaryota; Metazoa; Arthropoda; Insecta; Lepidoptera; Tortricidae
Product: small ribosomal subunit protein eS19A-like
Exons: 1
Coding region: 23-283 (86 amino acids)
Biological process (GO): translation; ribosomal small subunit assembly
Cellular component (GO): cytosolic small ribosomal subunit; ribosome
Molecular function (GO): RNA binding; structural constituent of ribosome
Source: RefSeq, a predicted model, not a curated record